UCUGGCCCACCUGAGAUUCACUGACCUCAGGAUGAAGGUAGCUGCGGGCCCAGACCCUUCCCUGACCUACCGACCUGAUGCAGACCCAGAGACAGCCAAAGACAAGAGCAGCUUCCGAAACUACACGUCGGGCCCCCUCCUGGACCGCGUCUUCAACACCUACAAGCUCAUGCACUCACAGCAGACGGUGGACUUCGUCAGGAGGAAGCACGCCCAGUUCGGCAGCUUCUCCUAUAAGAAGAUGACCGUCCUGGAGGCUGUGGACGCACUGGACGCGCUGGUCGACGAGUCGGACCCCGACGUGGACUUCCCCAAUUCCUUCCACGCCUUUCAGACGGCAGAGGGCAUCCGCAGGGCGCACCCCGACAAGGACUGGUUCCAUCUUGUUGGGCUCCUGCAUGACCUCGGGAAGGUCUUGGCUCUGUGGGGGGAGCCCCAGUGGGCGGUCGUUGGAGACACCUUCCCCGUCGGCUGCCGACCCCAGGCCUCUGUGGUUUUCCGUGAUUCCACUUUCCAGGACAACCCUGACCUGCAGCAUCCCCAGUACAGCACAGAGCUGGGCAUGUACCAGCCACACUGCGGGUUGGAGAACGUCCUCAUGUCCUGGGGCCACGAUGAGUACAUGUACCAGAUGAUGAGGUUCAACAAGUUCUCCCUGCCCGAGGAGGCCUUCUACAUGAUCCGGUUUCACUCCUUCUACCCAUGGCACACCGGUGGCGACUACCGGCACCUGUGUAGCCAGCGGGACCUGGACAUGCUGCCCUGGGUGCAGGAGUUCAACAAGUUCGACCUGUACACGAAGUGCCCGGACCUGCCCGACGUGGACAAGCUGCGCCCGUACUACCAGGGGCUCAUUGACAAGUACUGCCCCGGCGUCCUGUGCUGGUGACCAGCCUGCCCCUCUGAGCCAGCCCACAGGCCCGGUGGGGUGUCCUGGGGAGCCCAGUGAGGCCCAGCACAGGGAGGAUCCACCUCGGCCUCCGGAGAGGCCCUGGACCCGCCCG
Messenger RNA from Lepus europaeus (European hare), 1004 nucleotides. RefSeq names its product myo-inositol oxygenase (gene MIOX). Gene Ontology annotation, molecular function: iron ion binding; inositol oxygenase activity. Lineage: Eukaryota; Metazoa; Chordata; Mammalia; Lagomorpha; Leporidae. The record is from RefSeq and is a predicted model, not a curated record. The coding region runs from base 32 to 889 and encodes 285 amino acids. Gene Ontology annotation, cellular component: cytoplasm. Gene Ontology annotation, biological process: inositol catabolic process. The transcript is spliced from 10 exons.